CUGGUAUAAGACGUGAGUGUGUGUGUGUGUGUUUCGUGACUCGACCGCAUCACAUCAUGGCUCAGCAGCAGUUCCAGAAGCUCGGAGACAAACUCCUGUCCUACAGAGGAUUCGUCUUUCCUGUGAACGAGGAGAACGUCUCUCCGGAGUACAUGGACAGUCUGAAGACGUUCCAGAUCAGAGACGAUGACGUGUAUGUUGUUACCUUUCCUAAAUCUGGUACGGUUUGGACUCAGCGCAUCGUGACGCUGCUGUAUGAGGACGAGUUUCCCGAGUCUGCGGAUCUGAUCUCAUAUGACCUCAUGCCGUGGCUGGAGUUUCCACAGAAAGGGCAGGACUAUACCGCUCGCCGCUCCCCCCGCCUCUUCUGCUCUCACCUCCACGAGCAUCUGAUGCCCUGCGGCCUACAGGACAAAGGGAAGAUCAUCUACGUGACCAGGAACCCCAAAGACAUCAUGGUGUCCUACUUCCACUUCAGUCACUUCAUGAAGAUUUUAGAGACUUCAGAGACGUACACCGAAUUGAUGGAGAAAUUCUUCAGUGGGCGGAUGGUCGGCGGCCGCUGGUUCGAUCAUGUCAAAGGAUGGCACUCCAACAAGGACAAAUACAACAUCCUGUUUCUCAGCUACGAGGAGAUGAUCAGGGACCUGAGAGGUGCUGUGGUGCAGAUUUGUGAGUUUUUAGGGAAGAAUGUGUCGGAUGACUUCAUCGACAGUGUGGUGAAGAAAUCGAGCUUUAACUACAUGAAGAAAGACCCAAAAGCCAACUACGAAUCUUUACCUGAUGACAUGAUAAAUCCUGAGAAAGGCUCCUUCCUCCGCAAGGGUACAGUGGGAGACUGGAAGAACUCUCUGACUGUGGCACAGAAUGAACUCUUUGAUCGUGUUUAUCAGGAGCAAAUGAAAGACCUGCCGCUGGACUUUGUGUGGGACAUCUCUGACCUACACGCAUAAAACACACACACACACACACACACACACACAGAGAGAGAGAGAGAGAGAGAGAGAGAGAGAGAGAGUAAUCUUGAUUAAUGUUGUUAUUCCCACAGGAAAUUUAAAAAAGCUCUGAAUAUUGUUGAAAAUGAUGACGUGAACUUCCCUUCAUGUUUAGAUCAAAAGAGCAAAACUACAGUUUAAUGUAUAAUGAUGAAGUGAGUGUAAUAUAUUCAUAAACACAGAAACCAAACAUCAUCAUCAUCAUAAUAAUAAUAAUAAUAAUAAUAAUCUGGACUCUGUCUCACAUAAGUCAUUAAAGUGAUCUGCAUCACCA
Molecule: messenger RNA, 1269 nt
Organism: Pangasianodon hypophthalmus (striped catfish)
Lineage: Eukaryota; Metazoa; Chordata; Actinopteri; Siluriformes; Pangasiidae
Product: amine sulfotransferase
Exons: 6
Coding region: 57-953 (298 amino acids)
Biological process (GO): sulfation
Cellular component (GO): cytoplasm
Molecular function (GO): sulfotransferase activity
Source: RefSeq, a predicted model, not a curated record